AUGCCACUGACGUUCACGGACUGUGAAUGUUCCGGGACAAGCGACCUAGCCGUUAGCAGAGAUUAUUGCCCAACCGAGCACUGUAACAGCCAAUUCCAUUUAUUCUUCUUCAACCAGGCAGCAGGAGCGGUCUUCGGUGGUCUGUCAGUUGUUCCUGGAAUGUUAAUAGUUCUGAGAUCAGUGCCUCCGGAGCACCGCAGUAUUUCACUCGGUUUCAACGGUUUCCUCGUCAGUUUACUCGCCACUCUCCCAUCUCCAGUAUUCUGGGGUAAGAUAUUCGACUUGAGUUGCUUGAUGUGGCAGAAUGUAUGUAGUAAAACUGGAGCUUGCCCGAUAUAUGACACUGAUCAGCUUCGGAUACGAUUGCACAUCAUCUAUGGAGGUCUACGGAUUUUCUCUCUGCUAUCUGAUAUCUGGGUAGUAUACUGGGCAAAAGGCUUGAAACUGGUUGACGAAGAAGAGGAGCCGACAAAACUGAAAGAGAGCGACGAUGAUGCUCAAGAGCUCAGGCCUUUGACGAGCAACAGUGAGAAAGCUGAACCGUUGGAACCGCUUUUUGGCAGCCCUCAGAGCAAAGAGUCCGCAUUAAAAGAGUGA
This is a messenger RNA of Cooperia oncophora, 597 nucleotides long. The record is from the annotation of a GenBank genome assembly. NCBI's taxonomy places the organism in Eukaryota, Metazoa, Nematoda, Chromadorea, Rhabditida, Trichostrongylidae.